AUGGGACCUUGGAAGAGAAAUGAUGCCGGUGUCAACACUGGUAGUUGGAUAUCUUCUUCCAGGUAACUGAGGGGGCGAUUGUUGAGAUCCACUUCGACAUCCAACACGACUUCGCAUAAUUCUGGCCAUGCAUGUAAGUAAACCAUUUCCAAUAGACUAGUAAAAGACCAUAUUCCGACAGUUCAUCUCCACAUUUACUUAUCUCAUUUAUUUAUCUCAUUUUAUUUCAUUUGUUCAUCUCCUCCACAUUUAUUUUUUCAUUUAUUUUGACCCAUAUUCCGACAGUUCAGCUCCUCCACCAGAUCACAGUCAGAAUAUUCUUGAAUCCAUAACUGUUUCAACCAGUGAUGUGAAUUGUCUCAUAUCAAGCCUCCCCGCCGACAAAGCCUCAGGACCUGAUGGAAUAUCUGUCAGGCUACUGAAAGAGUGUGCAGACGAAAUUUCUCCAUCAUUAUCUGCUCUCUUCAAUAUGUCACUAUCACAAGGCAAAGUUCCUCAGGAAUGGAAGGAAGCAAACGUUGUUCCAGUUUUUAAGAAGUCCAUGAUGUCUCUAACUAUCGACCCAUCUCCUUGCUUUCCAUUGUAUCCUAGCUUCUCGAGCGAGUCAUCCAUAUCAACGUGUCCGAGUUUGUUAAACCUUCGUUGA
This is a messenger RNA of Paramuricea clavata, 646 nucleotides long. NCBI's taxonomy places the organism in Eukaryota, Metazoa, Cnidaria, Anthozoa, Malacalcyonacea, Plexauridae. The record is from the annotation of a GenBank genome assembly.